Molecule: messenger RNA, 1353 nt
Organism: Hevea brasiliensis (rubber tree)
Lineage: Eukaryota; Viridiplantae; Streptophyta; Magnoliopsida; Malpighiales; Euphorbiaceae
Product: protein-lysine N-methyltransferase rrg1
Exons: 2
Coding region: 81-758 (225 amino acids)
Source: RefSeq, a predicted model, not a curated record
GCAUCCAAAACCCAAACACAAAUCUCCCACGCAUAAAAACAGUACAACAGUCAACGGAAACCAACUGGAAAAAAAAAAAAAUGAAAUUCACCGACUCACCGGUGAUCGAACUUCAGAUACGAGACAAGCUCCUUUCCAUCCAACAGGACAAUGCCUCCAUGCACGUCGGCACCUCCGUCUGGCCCUGUUCUCUCGUCCUAGCCAAAUUCGCCGACCGAUGGGCGCCACCUACCACUGCUUCUGCCCCAAAUCCCUACUCCGCCCUCCUCGACUUCCGCUCCAAGCCCCGCCGCGCAAUCGAGCUCGGCGUUGGCUGCGGUGCCGCCGGCAUGGCAUUCUACCUCCUCGGUCUUACUGACCUCGUCCUCACCGAUAUUGCGCCGGUCAUGCCCGCUCUGAAGCAUAAUCUGAAGCGGAACAAGCAAACCCUAGGAAAGAUGCUGAAGACCUCCAUCCUCUACUGGAACAAUCAGGAUCAGAUCAAGGCGUUGAAUCCGCCGUUCGAUGUCGUGAUUGCCACCGAUGUGGUUUAUAUUGAGGAGUCUGUGGGACAGCUCGUGGGUGCGAUGGAAGCGCUGGUGGCGGACGACGGUAUCGUUCUCUUAGGAUAUCAAUUGAGGUCGCCGGAGGCGGAUAAGAAGUUCUGGGAAAUGUCCAGAGAGGUUUUUGACAUCGAGAAGGUCCCGCACGAGGAUUUGCAUCCGGAAUACGCGUACGAAGAGACCGACGUGUAUAUAUUUCGCAAGAAGAGGACAUAGCUACACACUUUUUGAUUGCAACUUGUCUUGGAGGAAGUCCUAGUUGGCAGGCAAGCUUGAGCUUGAGUUCAGCUUUGAGCUUCUGAUUGGCAUUGAAGCUUGUUUCCAGGAUCUGAAGUUGGUCUCUGGCGAGCCUUUUCUUGCUGGGUCUAGGAGAGUGGUGGCUUGGGGUUUUGGAUUGAUGGAAAUGGGACAUUUUUCCUUAGUGUGUAGUUUGAGAUAGGUUCAAUUCUUGCCUAUGUUGGAGAUGGAAAGAAGAAGCUUGAGUAAUCUCUUCUUAUAGGCCUCUUAACAGAGAGGGAGGCGGUUGUGGGGGGUGUUUUAGGUUGGUCCUACCGGUGCCAAGUGCAUAUUGGAAUGAUUGAUAAAUUAGGCACUACCAAUCUUCAUCGCAAAUUGACCCAUCAUCAAAACUUUUGUUUUAUUCAUUUUAGAAAAAAAAAAAGGCCCAUAAUUUAUCAUAAAGCAUAUCUAUCAUGUAAUAUUAGUGGGGUUAGAUGGUUUUAACAACUUACAUGAAAUCUAGGAACUAGGCAGUAUAUUCUUGUUCGAUUUGAAAUUGACAUUCAUGAGAUGCAAGAAGGCCUUUUCUUUU